UCCCUUGCCAGUACUUCCUGGUUGUGCCGACAACAUGGCGGCGCCCAUAGCGAUUCACCUGGAGUUUGGAGGAGGAGCAGAGCUGCUGUUUAAUGGCGUGAAGGAACAUCAUGUGACUCUUCCAAGCCAAUCACAGCCAUGGGAUUUGAAGCAGCUGCUGGUCUGGAUCCAACGGAACCUGCUGAAGGAGCGGCCUGAACUCUUUGUCCAAGGAGAAUCAGUGAGACCCGGGAUUCUCGUGCUUAUCAAUGAUGCAGACUGGGAACUAAUGGGGGAGCUGGAUUACCAACUGCAAGACCAGGACAACAUCGUGUUUAUUUCUACUCUUCAUGGUGGAUAGAAAAUGAGCGAGGAAUGCAAACACAUCCCUGACUUCUCUGUAACCCCCCCCCAUAUCCCCAAUGCUCCCCAGUGUCCCCCUCCAAAUCCCAACAACACGUAAAACCCACUGGGACGCUGUGAAUGUGUCAACCUGCACCGUGACGAUGGAGGUGAUUGAUGUUGCUCUGCAGGAAUGAGUGGAAACUCAGAGAUGGCUGCUGAGGAAAAUGAGGAAGGUGUGAGAUGGGAAUUCUGCAGACUUUCUCAUAAAAACUGACUUUUUUAUCUUUUUUGAGAUAAGAUUGGUCAGGCUCGUGGGGCAGCCGUGUAAAGCUUGGGUCGUCCUGGUCAGCUCACAGAUUCAAGUGUAAACACCAACAGUUUGUUUGUGUGUGUUCACAUCCCUUCAAUUUCUCGUCUAGUGUGAUAAUAGAAGACAAAAGGACCCCAGCUUGAGUUUUAAAAUGGUUCUCUGCUCGUGAGAAUUUAAAAUGAAGGGUAACACUUAAACAUCCAUGAAUUAGCUCUUAUACGAUGCAUUUAAAAUAGAAAUAUAUACAUUAUAAUGUAGCUGUAUACAGAUAUAGGCAUUCUAAGUGUAUUUGUAACAUCUUAUACAUAUUUUAAUAUUAAAACAGGGUUUAUCGAUGUGAUUCACCUGUCUAUACACUGAUGAUAAUAAACACCCUAAAAUAGCUGCAUAUAAAUGUACUUACAUCUACAUUAUAGUGUCUUAAAAACACUAGUUUCUAAUAUUAAAUGUUGAUAUAGUGUGAAACUCUAAUGUUUAAGUGUUCCCCAAAAUGUUUUUUAAUGUUUCAUUUUUUUGGUCCCAUGUUAUUUUGAAUAAAUGUAUUAUUUUUCUACCUUUUUGUUUCUAUUUUUUAUCAACAAUUUCUUUUCUGAUAUAGAAAAAAACAUAAAACCACAUUUUUCUGUAUUGUGGGAUUUAACUCAAAACAAUAUGUAUCUUUGUUCAUCUUCCAUUUUUAUUUUCUUGUUUUUUCCUUUACAUCACCAUCGGGUGGGAAUAUUUCCAAUAAUGGCCUGAAUGUUGAAAUGUGGAAUGCAUAAUAAAUUAGACAAAUGUUUAGGCUACUCA
Messenger RNA from Platichthys flesus (European flounder), 1423 nucleotides. RefSeq names its product ubiquitin related modifier 1 (gene urm1). Gene Ontology annotation, cellular component: cytoplasm; nucleus. The transcript is spliced from 5 exons. Gene Ontology annotation, biological process: tRNA thio-modification; protein urmylation. Lineage: Eukaryota; Metazoa; Chordata; Actinopteri; Pleuronectiformes; Pleuronectidae. The coding region runs from base 35 to 340 and encodes 101 amino acids. The record is from RefSeq and is a predicted model, not a curated record. Gene Ontology annotation, molecular function: protein tag activity.